AUGGCAUCUGAGGCCAAUGUAGCGACCUCAAAAGGAUACGUGACCAUUACUCGAGAUAAGCCUACAGAAGACCCUCCUGGUUCAGCAAAGGCGUUGCAAAAAAUCCAGUUAAUUUAUAAAUUAGUCGAUGAUGCUCAGUGCUCGGAGGUUGCGUCUGCCCCGACCGAGACUCAGCAAUAUUUUCAGAUAUUGAAAGAUUCCAAUUUUGUGGCUGAAAAUGCAGUUGCCUGCCGCUGGACACUCACGGCUAUACAAGGGAAGAGCAUUCGAGUCAGUUUGGACGUGAAUUCGCCCAUAGCUGAUAAACAAUGCAUCACGGUAUCAAACGCAGUAACCGAAGGAGACCCGGAGCCUCAAACAAUUUGCGGCACAACUGGGAAGAAUAUUUUCACAUCAGCGGUCGGUAAGGGUGUGAACAUAGAGUACGAAAGUCCAAUUGUGGAUGGAAAGCCUUCAAACACAAACUUCAAAGUAACAUAUCAACUGGUUUCUACCGCUGAAGUGAACGACCCCAGAUGCGCGGACGCUCCGCAGCCCCCGAAGUCGGAGGUUCAAUCGUUUCCAAUAGCCAAAUCUGGUACGACCAUUCCGGCUGACUUGCGUUGCAUGUGGAAUAUUGAGUCGACGGAAAGUAAAAACAUACGUGUCAGCUUGAAGGUUAUUACGCGUGUUGCCAUUUGCAAUGAUGACGUGGAGCUGGGAUUACGCGCGAUGUCACUUCACGUCUGUGCACCCCAUUAA
This is a messenger RNA of Echinostoma caproni, 741 nucleotides long. The record is from the annotation of a GenBank genome assembly. NCBI's taxonomy places the organism in Eukaryota, Metazoa, Platyhelminthes, Trematoda, Plagiorchiida, Echinostomatidae.